Molecule: messenger RNA, 1116 nt
Organism: Drosophila sechellia
Lineage: Eukaryota; Metazoa; Arthropoda; Insecta; Diptera; Drosophilidae
Product: FAM172 family protein homolog CG10038
Exons: 6
Coding region: 113-1042 (309 amino acids)
Biological process (GO): regulatory ncRNA-mediated heterochromatin formation
Cellular component (GO): nucleus
Molecular function (GO): siRNA binding
Source: RefSeq, a predicted model, not a curated record
UAUGCCAUCCCUAGUUCGGCGUUCAUAUGAAAAAUCAAAACAAAACCUCGAAACAACAAUUCUAUAUAAAUAAAAGCUUUUUUCCCAUCGCUCUAUUACUACAAGCUUUCGAAUGUCGCACUCACCGCCGCCGGCUAGCAAUUGCGAGGAGGCUCUCAUCCAGCUGAAAAACUUUGGAUAUGCAUUCGAUGGAGAAGGAGUCCUGCGCAAAGUCGAUCCCGCCACCGGGGAGCCCGGCAAGGAAUUCUUUUCCUACAACGUCAGCGACGAUGCCGCCGAAAACGAGAAGCACUACCAGAAGCUAGCCAACCAAAUCCCAGAAAUUGUCUACGCUUUGCUGGAGAAAAACGGUCUAAGUCGCACCUACAUCCCAUUUGACCAGCCUCCAGAGCGCUCUUCGUUCGUAUUCUCGCAACCGGCAAAGCUGUCGCAGUCCAAGAAGUUGCUGGUCCUCAUCCAUGGCAGUGGAUAUGUUAAGGCCGGACAGUGGGCCAGAAGUUUAAUUAUCAACAAUUCCCUGGACCACGGUACCCAGCUGCCUUAUGUGCGACAGGCCCAAAAACUGGGAUACGAUAUCCUCAUCACCAAUGCCAAUGAUUGCACACGAUUCUACAAUGGUAAGGAGAAUCCCAUCAAGGGCGUCAAUACGUCCGUAGAGCACACUAAAUAUGUGUGGAAGAAUAUAGUGUUGCCCGCGAAACCGGAGAGUGUGGCCAUUGUGGCCCACAGUUAUGGUGGCAGUCUCACUCUUGAUCUGGUGGAGCGGUUUCCGGAGUUCUUUAAAGAAUCCGUUUUUGCCAUUGCCUUCACUGAUGCCGCAAUGGGAAGUCCCCAAGCGAAGAACAAGGAGUACCUGUGCGAUGUGGCCUGCGAUUGGGUUGCCAGCAGCACACCCUUGGACACACCCGUCUCACAGUCAAAGAGCAGCAUCCGGAGGAUUUCCGCUGGCCACACCAAGCACGAGUGGACCUCUUACUCGGCCAUCGAUUCCGUGUUCAAGUUCAUUGAGGAAAAGUAUGAGCAGCGGGCGAAUAAGAAGUGACAGCCAGCAUCUACUUGUUAAGGCAUUUUUGUACUCCCCAUUUAUAGUAAAUAUCAAGGAGAUGUGAAUAUGAA